Dovyalis caffra is the source of this 3714-nucleotide messenger RNA. The record is from the annotation of a GenBank genome assembly. Lineage: Eukaryota; Viridiplantae; Streptophyta; Magnoliopsida; Malpighiales; Salicaceae.
AUGUUACUGUGCCGGAGAAGACCAGACCUGACCAAUCCAUGGAAGCCAAGUGUGGAGGAUCAAGUGGUCCGGUCCUCAUGGGGAUCUGACAUGUCAAUUGAUGACCCCGCUGAAGAUGAAAGUGGGUCCUACAUGACCAGGCCCCACCAAAACCCAUUCCAAAAUAAACACCAACAGCAGCAAGCUGGCCAAGAACUGCAACAAUUAGAUACGACACAAACCCAACUCAACCUUAACCAAUCUAAGUCCUCCACUUGUCAACAACCCAAUUCCUCUCACCCUACACAGCAACAGACUAUUCUGAACGAGAAAAAGGAAGAAGAAAAGAAGAAAGAGGAGGCUGUGACUGAGUCAUCAACAAGUCAACCAAGCCAACCUUCUAGGAGACUCAGCGUUCAGGACAGGAUUAACCUAUUUGAGAAUAAGCAGAAGGAGAACUCAGGUGGAAAACCUGUAGCUGUAGGGAAAUCUGCAGAGCUGAGGAGACUAUCAUCUGAUGUGUCAUCUGCUCCUGCAGUUGAAAAGUCUGUAUUGAGGAGAUGGAGUGGUGCAAGUGAUAUGAGCAUUGACUUGGGCAAUGACAAGAGGGAUGACAACAAUUUAGACAGCCCCUUGUGUACACCUUCUUCGUCCUCUGUAUCUGGAACCAAAAGUAAUGUGUUUCCUGUCUCAUCAGAUGAUGAUAAGGACCAGAAGGGUUUGAAUGACACAGCAAGUACAGCAAAUUUAGUUAAGUUGGAGACUAAGAGUGUUUUUGGGUUGAAAGAUCAGGGUGAGUUUCAAACUCAUGGUGGUGGGCUUGUGGGGAAGGACAAGGAGGUGAAUUUCAAUGGGAAAGUGAAUUUGAAAGAUCAAGCACGGUCUCUGGCCCAGUUGAGGUCAUCUGCAGGUAGAGAGGAGGAGACUGACGUGGGUGAUCAGGUGGUCAGGGAGGAGAAGUUGAAGGGUAAUAUACGCGAGGUAGAGAGGACUGGUGGAUUAAAAGCUCAACUGAUUUUUCAGGAGAAGUCGAGAGGUUUUCCAGAUAAAGCGGAGACUGUUGCAGUGAAAAACCAGGCUGGUCUGCGGACUGAGACUGGAAGUUUUGCGGGCAGGGUUGGUGAUUUAGAAUUUGGGAAUAGAAAUGAAGACAUUGAAGUAAGGGAUCAACCACUGAGUCAGUCAAGUUCUAGGAUUUCUCUGACGCAUACUCGAUCUCUUUCGGGACAGUUUGAAGGUGGUUUUGGAGCAAAGGGUAAGGAAUUGCCAACUAAAGUGACUGACUUUGAUCUGUCAGCUUCUCAUACACAGUGGAAAUUAUUUAAGGGUGAAGUUGAUCAUGCAAGGAAGGAGGACACUGAACAGAUAAAAGAGGACGAUCUUGAAGCUUCAAGAAUGAAGGUCCAGAAACAAUCUUCUGGUCCAGAACCAUUUAGGAAGCUGCAGGGUAGGAGGGAUGAGAGUGGGUCUAUUCCUGGAAGCAACAAGCUGAGCUUUCCCAGUAAAAAGUUUUCUGAGACUAAAGAGAGCAUUGGUACUCUGCAAGUACCAUCAGCAGAUCAGGCUCAGAGGUUUAGGCAGUCUAAGGGGAAUCAAGAGCUGAAUGAUGAGCUGAAGAUGAAGGCAAAUGAGCUUGAAAAGCUUUUUGCUGAACAUAAACUUCGCGUUCCUGGUGAUCAAUCCAGUUCUGCUCGGAGAAGCAAGCCUACUGAGGUGCAAACUGAACAGGCAGCAAGUUCGCAGUACAGAAAACCCGUAGCAGUAGAGAUAUCUCCUGUUCAGUUUCAGGAAAAGAAGACAGCGCUUGAAUCAAUUGGGAGUUCUAGUGAUAUUGGAAAGUUUAGCACUCCACCAAAAAAGAUGGUAGAUCAUCAGGAAUACAGCAGUUCUCUGAGGCAGAGUUUCUCUGAGCUUAGUUUUUCAGAUGAUUCUAGAGGAAAAUUCUAUGAGAGGUACAUGCAGAAAAGAGAUGCAAAACUGAGGGAGGAGUGGGGUACAAAAAGAAUGGAGAAGGAAGCCAAGUUGAAGGCCAUGCAGGAAAGCCUUGAGCAGAGUAGUGCUGAGAUGAAGGUAAAAUUUUCUAGCUCUGUGGACAGACAAAAUUCAUUGUCUACUACUCGCCGACGUGCAGAAAAGCUCAGAUCAUUAAAUUUUAAUUCGAGUAUGAAGAGAGAACAGCCAGUAGAUUUCAUUCAGAGUGAAGAGGAUGAAGAUCUUUCUGAGUCUCCAGAGCAUAAUUAUUAUGGAGAAGACAGAUCAUUCAGUGAGGCAUUUUCAGGAGACAUUGCUCCUAGGAGCGCUCAAAACAAGAAGCUCUUACCAAACAGAAAUUUGUCUUCAUCCACUCCUCGCACCACAGUAGCGCCAGUUCCACGGUCAUCAUCGAAAAUUUCCAACCAAAGUUCUGGGAGGCGGAGAGUACAGUCAGAAAAUCCUCUUGCACAGUCUGUUCCGAACUUCUCCGAUUUCAGAAAAGAGAACACAAAACCCUAUUCUGGAGUUAGCAAAGCAGCAAAUCGCUCGCAGGUGAGAACCUAUUCCCGCAGCAAGAGUUCCAGUGAGGAGAUACCUCUUGCCAAGGAAGAAAAGAACCGGCGGUCUCAGUCCUUGCGGAAAAGCUCUGCUGGUCCUAUUGAGUUUAAGGAUUUGCCCCCAUUGAACUCAGAUGGUGUUGUUUUGGCACCAUUGAAAUUUGAUAAAGAGCAGACUGAGCAGAUCCCAUAUGACAAAUUCUCGAAGAAUGCGGAAUCAAAACCUUUCCUCAGGAAGGGUAAUGGCAUAGGUCCUGGUUCUGGAGCUACUAUUGCCAAACUGAAAGCUAUGGUGGCAUCUGAGACUUUAAAAAAUGAAGAAUUUGAAGAAUCACCCCUUGAGGCAGAAGAUUCAGUUGAUGAAACAAAGGAAGAAGAUGAAAUAAUAGAGGUUGAAGAUUGUGCUAAUAUGGAUAAUGGCAAACCAAGACUAAGCCAGGAUUCGGACAAGAUGGGUAUGUCUGGAUCUGAGAACGGUGAUUCUCUGAGAUCUAUUUCUCAGAUUGAUCCUUCUUCAGUUGCUGAAUUGCCUGCAUCCGUGCCUUCAACAUUCCAUGCUGUAGGGUCUCUGCAGGAAUCACCUGGGGAAAGCCCUGUGUCCUGGAACUCGCGCAUGCAUCAUCCAUUUUCCUAUCCACAUGAGACCUUAGAUAUUGAUGCUUAUGUGGACUCUCCAAUUGGGAGUCCUGCAUCAUGGAAUUCUCAUUCUCUGAUCCAAACAGAGGCGGAUGCAGCUCGUAUGAGGAAGAAGUGGGGAAGUGCGCAGAAACCUAUUCUUGUUUCCAAUUCAUCGCAUAAUCAGUCUCGCAAGGAUGUGACCAAAGGGUUCAAACGGUUGCUAAAGUUUGGAAGGAAAAGUCGUGGAGCAGAGAGUUUGGUUGACUGGAUUUCUGCUACAACUUCUGAAGGAGAUGAUGAUACAGAAGAUGGGCGAGAUCCUGCCAAUCGGUCAUCAGAAGAUUUGAGGAAGUCAAGAAUGGGAUUCUCACAGGGUCAUCCUUCAGAUGAUGGCUUUAACGAAAGUGAGUUGUUCAAUGAGCAAGCAUUUAAUGCAGUUCAAGCCUUACACAGCUCCAUACCAGCACCUCCAGCAAACUUCAAAUUGAGGGAUGAUCAUGUAUCUGGAAGCUCUAUUAAAGCACCACGGUCAUUCUUCUCAUUGUCGACAUUCCGAAGCAAGGGUAGUGACUCAAAGCUUCGAUAG